Molecule: messenger RNA, 1724 nt
Organism: Amblyraja radiata (thorny skate)
Lineage: Eukaryota; Metazoa; Chordata; Chondrichthyes; Rajiformes; Rajidae
Product: THAP domain-containing protein 2-like
Exons: 3
Coding region: 115-1275 (386 amino acids)
Source: RefSeq, a predicted model, not a curated record
AUCAUAGAGGAGCAAGAUAGACCACUCCUCGAAAAACGCGUAGUAUGACGUGUGUGAUUGUCGACGCCAUUUUUUGAGGCAUUUUAUUGGGUAAGAUCUUUGUAUUGGGCUGUAAUGGCGUCCGCAUCUAAAUGUUCAUCUCACUGCUCCGCUAUCAAUUGUUCUAAUCGUAAAUCUAAACGACCAGAGCUGUCAUUCUUUAGGUUCCCCGAUAAAAAAGAAAGAUGUCAACGGUGGGUCCAGAAUACUCGUCGACAAGAUCUCCUACACCGAACUACGGAGUACUUGUCAGCCAACUGUUGUCUUUGUUCUUUACACUUUGAACUUGACCAGUUUUCCAACAAGCAGACCAAGAACAGGCUAAAUUGGAAUGCAGUUCCAACGCUCUUCGACAUUCCUAACCCGCCGAAACGUCUGUCUUCCCAACGCAGGUUACUCAAGAGGACGAAUGAGAACCUCCCAUCCUCACCAACGCCUUUAAAACAGCAAAGAGUGCCACACAACAUACAGACAGAACAUUCUUACUGCUCAGCUGCAGACAAAGUUCCGCGGGAAGAACCCAUCAGUGUCUCUACAACUUCUGAAACACCUGAUCUUCAAAUCACACAAAAUGUAAAUGACAGCAGAGCUCUGAAGAAGGAAAGACAGCGUACUUUCCGCCUCAAAAAAAAAGUACAACUGAUCAAAUUAUCAAUGGGAAAGAAUACUACAGAAAGUAAGACAAUCAGUGACUUGAUCAGAGGGGCUGGUGAAUUUUUACAAGAACCAGCACUGUCUUUCUUUGCGUCGCAGUUGCGUAAUGCGUCUGGACGUAGAAGUGCAAGAGGAAGACGAUGGAGUUAUUCAGACAAGGUAGUUGCCUUGUCCCUCUACCACCAGAGUCCCCGAGCAUAUCAGUUCUGCCAGUGCAUUUUCACACUUCCAUCAAUCUCAUCACUACGUAGGUGGUUGUGCAAUAUUGAAGUGCGGCCUGGGUUUCCCCCUAAGAUCUUUGAACUUUUGAAAGACAGGGUUGCGGGGAUGUCAGAGAGAGAUACAUUAUGUGUAGUCUCCUUUGACGAAAUGAGUUUACGUGCAAGCCUCUCUUACAAUAUUACUGAGGAUUCAGUUGAGGGCUUUGAGGACUUUGGAUCUCUAGGGAAGACGUCAAGGCCUGCCAACCAUGCUCUUGUUUUCAUGGUUAGAGGCUUGAUGGGGAAAUGGAAGCAACCUGUAGGUUACUUUCUUUCACGGGACUGCACAAAGGCUGACAAACUGAAAACAUUACUCAAUUAAUGUUUACAGAAGGUUAAGGCUAUUGGACUACAGCCUAAGGCCGUUGUUUGUGACCAAGGCCCAAGCAAUGUUCGACUAUACUCCAACUUGGGUGUGACGGAAGACCAUCCUUUCUUCGUCCACGGGGGAACCAAUAUCUAUUGCAUGCAUGACCCACCCCACUUGUUGAAAAACACUCGAUCAAACUUGGAGAAAUAUGUUUUUGAGGUCAAGGGAGAGGAUGGCAUAAAAAGACAUAUCAAAUGGGCACAUAUUUACGCAUUUUAUGAGCAUGAUUCACAGUUGCCCAUUAGAAAAGCCCAUAAAUUAACCAGAGGCCAUUUUGUUUUAAACAGCUUCUCUAAAAUGAGAGUCAACAAGGCUGCGCAGGUGCUUAGCCAUUCAGUAGCAGCAAGUGUCUACACCUAUGCAACUCUUGGAAAGUUACCUGGGGAGGCUGUUUAUACGGC